AUGGCCUCUCAACCGGGUACUGUGACUUACGCUGAUGGAGUCGCUAUUCUUCAGCUCAUCAUAUUCCCAUUCGUCACUGCUGCUGGGAUUUUCAUCUGGCGUCGAACCGGCUGGAGGGUCGGCAGCAAGAUUUGGCGAUACCCCGUCACCCUUUCUCUUAUCCGGAUCGCUGGCAGCAUUUGUUCGUUGAUCAGCAUCAACCAUGACUCGAAAAAUGUGGAGAUUGCCAGAAUCGUGUGCGAGAUGAUCGGCAUUGCACCCCUGCUACUGACCUACGUCGGAUUGUUGCGACAAAUCGAUGCGGACGGAAGACUGCCUCUCCGGUAUCUCAACGUGCUGAGCAUCGUCUGCAUUAUUGGUCUGAUCCUCGGCAUCGCGGGAGUCAGUAGCACCAGUGGCGACAAUACAGCCGAUGGAUUUCAUGCAAGUGCGAUCGUCAAGGCAUCCAUGGGGAUUUUCCUCGCUGUUUUCGCCAUUAUCGCUCUCACGGCCAGUUGGCUAUUCCUCCAGCUCCAUGGGGCAUUGCGGCAAUUCCAGAAGAAGCUGUUCCUCGCCCUUGUUCUCUCUUUCCCCUUCUUGCUCGUCCGGGUAGUGUACUCGGCGAUGAGCGAUUAUUCCAAUAACCGCCACUUUGACGUUUACUACGGCAACACUACCAUUUACCUCUGCAUGAACGUGCUGGAGGAGAUCGUUGCCAUGGUGAUCACCGUGGUGCUUGGGAUGUCCGCUGUCCUUUCAAGGGACUUCAUCCAGCCCACCUCCGUGCCGAUGGACUCGGAGCCGAAGUAUGAUCAUGCUUAA
Molecule: messenger RNA, 801 nt
Organism: Penicillium alfredii
Lineage: Eukaryota; Fungi; Ascomycota; Eurotiomycetes; Eurotiales; Aspergillaceae
Exons: 2
Coding region: 1-801 (266 amino acids)
Source: RefSeq, a predicted model, not a curated record